UCUGUGGUCUAUGCUAUGGUGUAUACAAUCUCAUUUGAUACUUAUCGUUCGUGUAUGAAUCGUCUGCUGCAUGAUGAAUGAUAUUUAAAUUAAAUUGACGUAAUAUUACUAAAAAAAUGACAUUGUAUCAUUUCGGAAAUUGCUUAGCUUUAGUUUAUGUUCCAUAUUAUCUUACUUAUAAAUAUUCUGGCUUGUCAGAAUAUGGUGCAUUUUGGAAAUGUAUUCAAGCUGGAGGCAUUUAUAUAUUUACACAAUUAGUCAAAAUGUUAGCACUUGCUACUUUUUUCCCUACAGCAGAUAAUGUUGGAGGUGAAGGCUUUGAUUUAAUUGGCGAAUUUUUAAAAUCUUCAAUUGAUUUAGCUGACUUAGUAGGAAUUCUAUUAGUAUUAAAUAAUAUACCUGGUAAAGGGCAUGCAAAAGUUCUAACUGCUGGAGUUGGAUGGGCUGGAGCCGAAGUAUUACUUACUAGGUUUCUUCUGUUAUGGGUAGGAGCAAGAGGUGCAGAAUUUGAUUGGAAAUACAUUCAAAAAAGUCUUGAAUCUAACAUAAAUUUAGUACAACAUAUAACUACAGCAACGCUUGUAUGGUUAUGGUCACGACAUGAUUUAAAACGAAGUUUGGUACCAAUAGUAGUUGGUAUGCUCAUACUUACAGUUUAUAGGCCACUUAUUUUAGAUUUUUUCUUAGUAGUUUUUCUAACUGGUCCAUGGUCAGCUCUUGUUGUUAAAGCUGCUACUACUUUUAUCAUGGGUAUUACAACAUUAUAUAUGUAUGCUGGUCUUGCUCAUUCCAUAGGCAUCUUUUGAACAAUAUGUAUAUUUAUAUUUAUAUUUUUAAAAAUCAAUAGUUCAAUCCAUUUCUUUAUUUCUUUAUAAUGUGUAUUACUAUACAAAAUAAAUCUUAUUUUAUUAAUAAA
Frieseomelitta varia is the source of this 916-nucleotide messenger RNA. Its product is annotated as transmembrane protein 147. Bases 117 to 806 code for a protein of 229 amino acids. The transcript is spliced from 4 exons. Lineage: Eukaryota; Metazoa; Arthropoda; Insecta; Hymenoptera; Apidae. The record is from RefSeq and is a predicted model, not a curated record.